Molecule: messenger RNA, 1852 nt
Organism: Heterotrigona itama
Lineage: Eukaryota; Metazoa; Arthropoda; Insecta; Hymenoptera; Apidae
Source: the annotation of a GenBank genome assembly
CGAAAUUAUAAACUGCGUAUACACGUAUUCAUUAUUUGUUAUCUUACGAUAAUUCCGAUUCCCGGAUGCACUGCAAAGUAACAUUAUGAGAGAAAACUUCAUACAAGUAAAAAAAGCGAUAUCCUGUUAAUAGUCAUAUCUGUUUUGUAUUCGAUAGUUUGCCAGUCAACUCGUCACGUUAUGUUCUACGUAUAUGUAAAAUAUAAGCGUGGAUCUAGUGCAUAUAUAUGCGCAUAACGCGUGCAUGUGUGCAAUGCAUAUGUGUGUUUGCUGUGGUUAGUCGUCUCUCCAAUCGUCACUGUUAGUUAUUCCAGCAUGAUGAAUGCACCGCAUUGAUUCUAAAUCGUUUUAGCGUCCGUGUUACGUUUGCCAAUAGAUAAAUAGAAGUCUCUUGAUAUUUGGUAUAAUGUGAUUUAGUAUUUUUUGUCAUAAAAUGUGUAUGUACCAUUGUCAAUACCGGUAGUGUAUACGCCCACAACACGUUGAAUGUGUUUUCUUUCGCGAAAAGAUCUCGCGAAAAUUGAAAUCGAGGGAGAACUUCGCCGAGGAAGGAGGUUAAUAAAGUGCUAGUUUUUAAAAUCGUUUUGAACUGAAGUAAUGGGCCGUGAUACUUGAUACGGCCAUUCAUUCUUGUUCGUAUUGUGUGUUUUUCGAAUAGAACGCGACUGACAUAUAGCGGGAAUUGAUUUUUCAUAUACGUGCAAGCUUGCGGCGCACAUGUGUGUAUCUAUUGAAUAAAAUAUAAAAAUAAGUAAGGAAUGGGAAUUGACAGUAUGAGAGUCGGAGGAGGCCGAUGUCCUCCCCUCCUCGUCGCCGGGCUUCUUGCUGCUUGUUUAAUGCUAAUUUGCAACUGGUGGACGUUGUCUUCUGAAAAUAUUGAAUUACUUAGACAGUUCGAUGAAUUAAACGAACAGCUUAAAAUUAGUGCUGAAGAGAGAGAUCAAUGUGUUACAUUACGUGGAACUUUGCAACAAAGAUACAAGCAUGCAGAGGAUGAAGUAAACUCACUUCAUGUACGUUUGGAACAGCAAGCUGAGUUGAAGAAGAAAAAUGAUGAAUUGGAAGAUUCUAUUAAUGUAUGCAAAAGUGAAUUGGAAUCAUUGAACAAAUUAGAUGCUACUAAAACUGCAACAUUGGAAACGUUAAGACUUGAAAAAAAUACCAUUAAUACACAAUUAGAUGUAAAAAGAGAUGAAAAUAAAAAGUUGCAGGAAGAAAUAGAGCAGCUGCAAGAGAAGUAAUUAACAAGAUACAGUUGGGUACUGUUCCGGAAUCAGCUGUAACAAUAUCCUUAGCUGGUCAGCGUGGUUUGAAAUAUCAUGGAAUUCCAAUUCUUCCAAAAGACCCACCUGGCGCUGUGCGCCUAAGUCCUCGCUUCUCUGUUACAAACCUGAAAGAAAAUAGCAAAGCAGGAAAUACAGGAAUUACGGAUGAGAACAUAAUAGAAAGUGGAAGAGAUCAACAUACAAAUGGAGGAACCAUUGGAGAUUGAUAAUGAAUUAAAAGAAAUAAUUCGUGCAAUAAUUAAAAAAAAUAUGUCACACAUUUAUUAAACAUGAAUUAUAACUUUUUUCAAAACAGGAAGUGUUUUGAAUGCUUUACACAAUUCAUAAUCAUUCAUUUAUAAUUAUUGAUAGAAGUUUAAAAAUAAACAAUAUAUUUGCAAUAUCUUUGAUGAUGCAAUUACAUAAAUUAAAAUAUAUGUAUUUUAAAGAAAUAGAAAAAAAAUUCUUAGAUUUUUUAAAUAUUAAUUUAUUGCGUUUAUAUUAUACAUCAAAUUAUAUGUCAAAUUUUUAUGACUUUAUAAGAUAUUUGUUCAUUACUUUAUACUGUUAUAUUUUUCUUAUUGAAA